AUGACGGGCUGGAAAGAAAGCGGUGACCUCACGCCGCGGGAUGGCGGCUGGAAUCUGUCCCACAGCUGCUGCUCCCCCGUGACAGCACCCAUCACAAAAGGUGCAUCCCCUCACUGUCACAGGGGGACAGGGACCACCAGAGCCAGAGGAUCCCUCCAUCCUCAUCGCCCCUUGGGCUGCCCACAGAGAGGCAGCUGCUGCUCCCCAGUUGGAAAUAUCCCCACAGUGAGCGCUCUGAACCAAGACCUCUGUGGGUUUGUCCCCGGGCAGCACCCAGGCAGGCAGAGGGACACCUGGGACAGCCUCUCCCAAGGGGACAGACACAGGAGAGCAGGACUCGGUGAUGACCCCAUAGCAUCCCUUGCCCCCUUCCCAGUGGUGGGGACAUCAGCAAGGCCAGGCUCAGGGGGCACGUCUGUCCCCACAGCAGCUCCCCACCAGUCUACACCUCUGACAGCUGCGGGACCCACCAGUAACAGAGUGUCCCCCGAGGUGGGUGGCCACAAUGGGAGCACCACGGCCAUGCUGUCCCCUGCCUCCACCCCCACAAACACUGUCACUGCAGCAGACAGCCGAUUAGUGGCCCCCAGUUCAGUGCCACCAACCUUGGAGACAGUCCUGAGUCCUUGGACAGCACAUUCCAGCAUGGCAAGAGGCACGACAGAUUUGGGGACAAAUCCCAGCCCUGUGGGCAUGCCUGCAUCCUUCUCCCCUUCCUCCCCUCACGGUAGCACCCUGCACUCAUCCCCUGGGACAGCAUUGCUCUCACCAGCCAUCCCCACCCAGCCACCGGCACUGAUGAAGGACGUCCCUUCCCCAGGGACGCUGGCUGUGGCAUCAAGCCUGGCCAUGGAGCCAACAUCCCCCUCAGUGACUGUGGCCAGCCCCACCAAGGGCAUGGCCGAAGAAGGCAAAAGCACUCCCUCCACUGGUGUCACCGUAGAAGAGGUCCCACAUGCCUUGAGUGCAGGCAGCAUCGUGGCCAUAACCGUGACGGUCAUCGUGGUGGUCGUGCUGGUCUUUGGGGCGGCAGCGUACCUCAAGAUCAGGCACUCCUCUUAUGGAAGGCUGCUGGAUGACCACGACUAUGGCUCCUGGGGGAACUACAACAACCCUCUCUACGACGACUCUUAGGAGGAGAAGAUCCUUAUUUAUCAGCGCUUCCCCAGCACGCACCUGCUGCUUGUCCUCGCCACACGUGCUGGGUCAUAGCCUGGAGGCCAAGCUGCCGCCAUGAGCAGCACACCGCAGCAGGCCCAGCAGGAGGCGGCUGGCCGCAGGGCAGGUGCACAGCGCCCACAAUAAACCCAAGUGUUGGCGCUUUGUGUGGGAAGCUCUCUGAUAACAUGGGGUGGGUGCUGCUUUGGAAGUGGAGGGGGACCUGGGGCAGGUCUGCCCCUUUGCUGCUAGCCCAAUAAACCCAAAUUCCCUCUGGGAGGGCUGGGGGAGGCAAAGGCAGAAGACGGCAGCCCUGCGUUAUCCCUGGAAAGAACGUGGAGCGUCCCAUUGCUUUACGUGUCCCUCCCUUCAAGAUCACCUCCCUGCACUGUCCCACUGCAAAACCCUCACCUGUGGUAGCUCGCCACGGGCAAUUACAUGACUGCUUACUCUCCUGCUGUUUCCUUUUCCUUUUGUGUGUUUAUGCACAGAAGCAUGUCACUUCACUUUUCCUCCUUUCUUUUUUCCUCAAAUGCAGUGUGGGAGCCUGCAGGAAAGGCACCUUUCCCAUCUGCACUUCUGGGAUAAGAAACACCCCACUGCUGCACCCAUAGUUAUUUGCUUUGUAGCACUACUUUUCAUCCUUGAAAGACUUGUUCUCUAAAAUACACUGAAGCCAUUUUUAUUCCCA
Molecule: messenger RNA, 1849 nt
Organism: Meleagris gallopavo (turkey)
Lineage: Eukaryota; Metazoa; Chordata; Aves; Galliformes; Phasianidae
Source: RefSeq, a predicted model, not a curated record